Striga asiatica is the source of this 585-nucleotide messenger RNA. The record is from the annotation of a GenBank genome assembly. Lineage: Eukaryota; Viridiplantae; Streptophyta; Magnoliopsida; Lamiales; Orobanchaceae.
AUGUCCACCACAAGCCGCCUGAAGUCGCCGACGACUCCCGAUUUCUCACCUCGACGGCGGACGAUAAAUGAUAGAGCACGGAUCCAACUCAAGUACCGUCUUCUCCACUCUAAUCGGCAGAUCCUUCCCAUCAAUAACGCCAUUAAAAAGCUCCAGAAACUCCCAAUUCACGAGCCCGCUGUCUCCGUCCCCUUCUUAGAAUGGAAAAUCCAUCUCCGAUCGUUAUCCUACGCCGCCAUAGACGUCUCCGAACCCGCCUCCGAUUUCUUUCUCCUCAGCCCGGGCAGAAGAGAAGCCCCGUUUCCAUUCGGACCUCUACGCCGUCGGAUCAGCCACUGGCAUCCCGUUGGCCGGCCAUCCAAUCGACACCCGGGGCGGUGGGGGCUCCCUCGCCCUUCCCGGCGGAGGAAAAUUUCACCUCAGGAAUACUGGGAUAUUGGUGACGCAUCGUACCGUUGCCUUCACUGUGGUGCUAGAUUUUGGUAUGCCGAGCGACUGGGAAAGCCAUCUAACCCUAGGGUUCCAAAAAUAGUAUGGGUCGUGGACUUUUUGAAAUUUCCUCUUCUAAAAUGUUACUGUGAUUAG